Rhinichthys klamathensis goyatoka is the source of this 3740-nucleotide messenger RNA. It is a transcript of the gene itga2b, whose product is annotated as integrin, alpha 2b. The transcript is spliced from 30 exons. Lineage: Eukaryota; Metazoa; Chordata; Actinopteri; Cypriniformes; Leuciscidae. The coding region runs from base 114 to 3257 and encodes 1047 amino acids. Gene Ontology annotation, cellular component: integrin complex; external side of plasma membrane. Gene Ontology annotation, molecular function: integrin binding. The record is from RefSeq and is a predicted model, not a curated record. Gene Ontology annotation, biological process: angiogenesis; cell-matrix adhesion; integrin-mediated signaling pathway.
UAUAACGCGUUGUGGUGGAUUCUGCCAAAGGGACAGAACAACAUUAACUUCUUCCUAGUGGCAGAGAGAAUUGUGUAGAACGAGUUUGGACGACUCCAGAAAUCUCAGAGAAGAUGGAGAAACGGCUGAAAGACAGUCUGGUGUUUUUUACUGUAUAUUUGUCCAUGCUCAUUUAUCCAAAUCACAUCAGUGGCUUUAACCUGGAUCUGAACAAUUACACAGUCUUCUCUGGCCCUGAGGACAGCUACUUUGGUUUCUCAGUGGACUUUUAUCGGUCAAGCAGCAAAAGUAUACGUGUGGUGGUUGGAGCACCCAGAGCAAACACCAGCCAUGGGAUCUCGCAUGGUGGCUCUGUCUUCAUGUGUGACUGGACAUUAAGUGGAGAAUCGUGUCAGACUUUAAACUUUGACCAAAAAGCUGAUGAAAACAUCACAUUUGGUAAAAUGCUCCUAAUGGCUCACAAAUCAAACCAGUGGCUGGGCGCUUCAGUUCGAACCUACAAGAACUACAUCUUGGCCUGUGCCCCACUGUUCCACUGGAACGUGCUCUUGGAAAAGGAGGAGGCCAUGAAUACGCCUGUUGGGAACUGCCAGCUAUUGAACAUGCAAACAGGAGAGUUGGCAAACUACGCCCCCUGCAGGGAAGAAUAUGUAGAGGCGAUUUACACCAGAGGCUAUCCUGACAGGCGUUACUGUGAGGCUGGAUUUACCACAGACAUCACCGAGAAUGGCAGGGUGAUACUUGGUGCACCAGGAGGCUAUUAUUUUCAAGGUCAGAUCAUCACUGCAUCUCUUGAAAACAUCAUGAGCAGUGGCAGCACGUUCUCUCCGAAGCAUUCAGUGAACGGUGAGACCAAAACACCACAAAGGCGUGACUACUACGACCUGUAUCUGGGAUACUCUGUUGCUGCUGGGCAGUUUAAUAAAGACCAUGUCCCAGAUUAUGUUGUUGGCGUCCCAAACGAUCUGCACACUGCAGGCUCUGUCAAAAUAAUAAACGGAGCAACAGUGCCCCUGCAAAUCAUGAAGGCGAUUAGUGGCACUCAGAUAGCAUCUUAUUUUGGGCAUUCUGUGGCAGUAACAGAUAUCAACAGAGAUGGGUGCGAUGACAUCCUGAUUGGAGCACCGCUUUUUAUGGAGCAGCUGUCCACUCAGAAAUUUCGAGAAGUAGGACAAGUAUAUGUUUACCUGCAAAGAGAGGGCUUCUCCUUCUCCUCCAGGCCCAACCAGAUGCUGACAGGGACAUAUGCCUAUGGGCGUUUUGGCAGCUCCAUCGCCCCUUUGGGAGACAUCGACCAUGAUGGGUUUAAUGAUGUAGCUGUGGGGGCACCUGGCUCUGGUGAAGGAGGUCAGGUGUUUAUUUACCUGGGUCAGGGUGAUGGUUUGACCACCCAGUUUGUUCAAGUCAUCGAGAGCCCGUUUCACACCCUCAUAGAUCCUCCAAUGUUUGGCUUCAGCAUGAGAGGAGGGAUAGAUAUCGAUGAAAAUGGAUAUCCAGAUCUCAUCAUUGGUGCUUGGGGUGCGAGCAAAGUAGCAACCUACAGAGCACAGGCUGUUGUGAGGACACAGGCUCGACUCUUAUUCGUCCCUGAACUUUUGAACCCUGAAGACAAAUUGUGUCGACUCCACCAGAGCAGCACCUUCAUUACUUGCUUUAGAAUUAUGGCAUGCAUCAGUGUAUCUGGACACAGAAUUCCUGAGGAGAUUGUGCUCAACACAGAGCUUCAGCUGGACAGGAUGAAGCAGAGCAUGGCCAGACGAACACUCCUACUGGACUCCAACCAGCCAUACGCUUACUUCCAAAUCUCUGUGGAAAGAAACUCAGGAGAAGUCUGUAGGAACUUCACGGCCUACCUACUGCCUGAGUUUAAGGACAAGCUAAGUCCAAUCUUCUUCUCGAUGAACUACAGUCUGGCUGAAUCCCAAGAUGCAGUGCUGCAUGGACAAAGUGUCGCUUUUGGACAGGCACGGAUAAUACUAAACUGUGGUCAUGAUAACAUCUGUAUUCCAGACCUGAAGCUGAAAGCAGAGGCGUCAACAGAACCAAUCCUGAUCGGCGAUGAGAAUCCAGCACUGCUGAUUAUCGAGGCCGAAAAUCAGGGAGAGAGAGCAUACGAGACUGAGCUAUAUAUCAGCCCGCCAGCCCACACACACUAUCAGGGUGUUGUGAGCAACCGGGAGGACUUCAGUCACUUGGUGUGCGGUCAGAAGAAGGAGAAUGGCUCAGUCAUUGUGGUUUGUGAUCUGGGAAACCCCAUGGAGGGCGGACAUCAGCUGAAAGCUGGUCUUUACUUCAGCAUGGGUGGUCUGGAACAAGUGGAGAACCACAUCACAUUCCAAAUGCAAAUACGAAGUAAGAACAGCCAGAAACCAGACAGUAACCUGGUCCAAUUGCAGGUUAAUGUUACUGCUGCAGCUUCCCUGGAAAUGCGUGGAAUCUCUUCUCCUGCUGACUGUGUUCUGCCUAUUACUAAAUGGGAGCCAAAGGAUUAUCCAGAAGAGUUGAAUGAAGUAGGCCCACUCGUAGAGCAUGUAUAUGAGCUAAGGAACAUGGGCCCCAGUCCGGUGAAUGCAAAGCUUACACUGGAGUUUCCUGUUUCACAAAAUGAGUCCUAUCUGCUAUAUGUAUUUGCUAAUGCCUCCCAAGAGCUCAUCUCCUGUCAAACAGACUACUCCAACAUCGACCCACGUGGGUUAGUGAAGCUGGAGUCCUCCAACGUCACCGUAGGCCAGGUUCAUCAUUUCAACAAACGCGACCUGACGCAAAAAACAGAAUAUGAGCAGCAGUGGCAACAUGCAGUCCAUGUGAACUGCUCUAGUGGUGACCAAUGUCUUCUGUUUGAGUGUGAGGCUGCGGGACUGCAGAGAGAUGAGAGAGCCAUUGUAAGAGUGAUGAGCAGGCUGUGGGUACAAACCUUCUUAAAGAGACCAUAUGUAAAUUACGUUCUUCACUCCACGGCUCACUAUGAGGUGACAGAUGUGCCCUCAAAAAUCCAGCCAGUUGUCCUGCCCAGAGGAAAUGCACAGACACAUACAAAUAUAGUGUGGAGACGGCCAGAUGGACAAGAGGAGGUUCCUGUGUGGUGGAUAGUAGUGUCAGUCAUCGCUGGACUCCUGCUAUUGGCUGCCCUGAGCACCAUCUUCUGGAAGGUGGGAUUUUUCAAGCGUAACCGUCCUCCAUGUGACGAUGAUGAUGAUGAUGAUGACACGCAGCAACUGAGUGGUGAACAGAACGAGAUGUCAGACUGCAAAUCUUGAGAUUUAUUUAUGCUGUAUAGACCUUAUGUAGCCCCGCCCCUUUUCAGCGCUGCGCUCGUUGUCUUUUGUCUUCCGGUCUGUAUUUUCACAGUGAUCUUGCGUAUUUAUGAAUGAACGGCUCGUUUUAAAAUCUUCCCGGUCCACUGACAUUUGUUAAGACAUCUGCUUUAAACAUUACAAUCCUCAUGAUAACUUUUGUUAACUUUACAUUAAGUAAAUCCACUUUAAAAGUGAAUUACUCCUGGGCAGCGAUGCCAUAGAGAUAUCGACCACAAAAACGGAAGUUCAAAGACAAUAUAAAGAUGGCAGCGCCCCUGUUUCACUGGCGCAUAAGGUCUAUAGCUUAUUAAAGUUUGUUUGCUCUGUUAUAUUUAUAUUCUUUCUGCAGUUUUAUUAAACAUGUAUAAUAGUGGUUUGUAUGGAGUUGCAGGCAUUAGGUGACCAGCCCAGCAUGUACUAGAUAUCAUCUUUAGGCAGAAAUAG